This is a messenger RNA of Uncinocarpus reesii 1704, 273 nucleotides long. RefSeq lists its product as uncharacterized. The annotation marks the transcript as partial. The record is from RefSeq and is a predicted model, not a curated record. The transcript has a single exon. NCBI's taxonomy places the organism in Eukaryota, Fungi, Ascomycota, Eurotiomycetes, Onygenales, Onygenaceae.
AAGCUCAAACCGCGGGUGGAGCAGGUGUGUCGCGACCUUGGCCUGCAAUAUUGUACGGAAGACAAUGCGGGCAGGAUGUAUGUCAACUUGACGGGCGGACCGGCGCAGAUGCCGUCGUAUCCACCGCACCAGCAUCAUCAUCCACAACACGCUCCGCAGCCGCAUCAUGGCGAGCAGCAGCAGCAAGAGAAUACCCUUGUUGAACAAGCUAUUACCAACGGCUUGCCUAGGCUUUUGCGAAAGCUGGAGAAGGCCUGCUGCAUUGUUAUGUGA